This is a messenger RNA of Myxocyprinus asiaticus (Chinese sucker), 4872 nucleotides long. RefSeq names its product COP9 signalosome complex subunit 8-like. The transcript is spliced from 7 exons. Gene Ontology annotation, biological process: COP9 signalosome assembly; protein deneddylation. Bases 57 to 629 code for a protein of 190 amino acids. Lineage: Eukaryota; Metazoa; Chordata; Actinopteri; Cypriniformes; Catostomidae. The record is from RefSeq and is a predicted model, not a curated record. Gene Ontology annotation, cellular component: COP9 signalosome.
GAAGCGGGUUGUUUUCCUUAGCUGGUAGCCGUUAGCAUUUGAAGCUUCUGUGAAAGAUGCCCGUGUCUGUCAUGAUGGCUGAACUUGAUGAAAAUCUGCUGCUGCAGUUCGAAACUCAGGAGCUGGAGGCUCCUGGUGGCAUUGCAACACCUCAGGUGUAUUCACAGUUACUCGUCCUCUAUCUCCUACAUGACAUGAACAAUGCCAGAUAUCUUUGGAAGCGGAUACCCCAAGCAAUCAAGACAGCAAACCCAGAGUUAUCAGCUAUAUGGGCAGUAGGACAGCGUAUCUGGCAGCGAGACUUUCCAGGGAUCUACACUGCUAUUGCUGCAUACCAGUGGUCUGAAAACAUUCUUCCUGUGAUGGAAGCCUUACAAGAGUCCACCCGUAGCAGGGCAUAUGGGCUAGUAGCCCAAGCUUACACCUCAAUCAGUGCAGAUGACUUUGCUGCCUUUGUGGGAUACUCUGUAGAAGAGGCGGUGAAAGGUGUAGUCAGCCAUGGGUGGCAGGCAGAUCCCAACACCAGGAUGAUCAUGCCACAGAAACCAGAUCCGCCCCCAGUCUCACUGGUUCCAAACGAACAACAGCUGGCCAGACUUACUGACUACGUGGCUUUUCUUGAGAACUGAUAAGCACUUAGCUCUCUCCUAUCCACUUCCCCACCACCUCUCAGAUACUCUGUUUUAGGAAGGAAGCCUCCUCCUCCUUUCUUCUGGUGUCCAGGAAUCUGUCACACAAGCUCCCAGUGAAGGAACCUCCAUGUCUCUCUUUUCUCUUUUGCUUUUUGAACUCAUUUGAACAAGAUUUCCAAAUAGUUUUUACUUUUACAAAUUUGAUGUCCACUAUGGAGUGUGACACUGUUGUCAAAAUUGUAAAUUAUUAUUUUUCAUCAUAAAUACUUCACUAUAUCUACAUAAUGUAUGGGCCUCAUGUUUAUGAGAGCUGUUUGUGUUGUUUUAAUAUUACAGGUUAACAUUUGCUUUUUCUGCAACGUUUAUUUUUAUCCUUGAAUUUUGCACCUAAAAAAGCAAUAUGUUCUGAAUUUUUGGAGCAUAUCAUAAAGAUUUAGACUUCCUUGAUGUGGAACAUCAAAGAGUAAGAGAAUGUCUUUUCAAAGAAAUCCCUCAGCAAUCAAAUGAAUCACCAUAAUUGUCCAUGCUUGAUUAUAAUUUUAUCAACUCAUUUCAGACUUAGAACAUCUUACUGGAUGCUAUAUAUAAUUUGAAACCUCCGUUACACUUUGGAGGCCCUGUUUACAUAACCUGGAGCCACGCACUUUGUGUAAUUGUAAAUGUACACAAUAUUAUCUUGCGUUAUUGCAGUGAACAAAUGUUUUUGUUCAUUUUUAACCACUAAAUGAUUGUUUUGCUUCUUGAAGGUUACUUAAAGAUUUUCUUGACAUCUUCAGAGUGAAAAAUGAGACUGUAUUUAAGCACAUCUUUAUCAUCAGAGAAAGCUUAACUUUGAGAGCAAUUAAAGGGAUAGUUCACCCCAAAAUGAAAAGUCUCUCAUCAUUUACUCACCCUCAUACCCAGAUGUUAUUAAAGGGAUAGUUCACCCCAAAAUGAAAAUUCUAUUUUAGAAGGAAAUUUCAGCUCUGUAGGUCCAUACAAUGCAAGUGAAUGGUGACCAGACCUUUCAAGCUCCAAAAAUCACAUAAAGGCAGCAUAAAAGUAAUCUACAAGACUCCAGUGGGUAAAUCCAUAUCUUCAGAAAUAUUAUAAUAGGUGUGUGUGAGAAACAGAUCAAUAUUUAAGUCCUUUUUUUACUAUAAAUCUCCACUUUCACGUUCACAUUUUCACAUUCUGAAAGUGGAGAUUUAUAGUAAAAACCGUUUUAAAUAUUGAUCUGUUUCCCACCCCAAGUGAUUGCAUCGCUUCAGAAGAUGUACAGUAUAUUUUAUUUAUUUAUUUUUUAUUUUCUCCAUUUUUCUCCCCAAUGUGGAAUUCCCAAUGUGCUCUUAAGUCCUCGUGGUGGCGUAGUGACUCGCCUCAAUCCGGGUGGCGGAGGACGAAUCUCAGUUGCCUCCGCGUCUGAGACCGUCAAUCCACGUAUCUUAUCAUGUGGCUUGUUGAGUGCGUUACCACGGAGACAUAGCUUCACGCUAUUCUCCGCGGCAUCCACGAACAACUCACCAUGCGCCCCACUGAGAGCGAACCGCAUUAUAGCGACCACGAGGAGGUUACCCCAUGUGACUCUACCCUCCCCAAAAACCGGGCCAAUUUGGUUGCUUAGGAGACCUGGCUGGAGUCACUAAGCACACCCUGUUUUCGAACUUGCAAAUCCAGGGGUGGUAGUCAGCGUCUUUUACUCGCUGAGCUACCCAGGCCCCCAGACAUACAGUAUAUUAAACCACUGGAGUUGUAUGGAUUACUUUUAUGCUGCCUUUAUUUUUGGAGUUUCAAAAGUCUGGCAACUAUUCACUUGCAUUGAAAGGACAUCCAGAGCUGAGAUAUUCUUCUAAAAAUCUUUGUUUGUGUCCCGCAGAAGAAAGUUAAACACACCUGGGAUGGCAUGAGGAAGAGUAAAUUAUGAGAGGAUUUUCAUUUUUGGGUGAACUAUCCCUUUAAUAGGAAUGUGACACUUUGUCAUUGGUAUACUUUAUAAUAGGUUUUUGAUUUUAUUUUAGACUUACAAUGUAGGAUUUGAUGAUUGCAUAUGUGUCUGUGAUAAUGUGGAACAUUUAAGUCAACCAACAGUAGUGGAGGUGCUCAUUUUCGGAGGCACACAGUUGUAUUUAAAAUGUUUCCACUGUUUGACAAGUAUCUGGUUGACAGUGCAUCUGUGUCUGUCCGCUUUUCAGAUGUUUUGAACCCCCUCUUCAGUUUCUUACACAUUGUGGGUUUGAAAAACAAGAGGAAACAUUCCAGCUGUUGGCCACUGUCACAUCAUUUUUAGCAUGCAAAUAAAAGUGUGCUCCUUCACAUGUGCUGAAACUACAGUUGCACAUGGGACCUAGAAAAUACAUAUUGUCUCUUUUACUGUUGAUUGGUUUAUAUGCAUAUCUUACUUGGCAUGUUCUCUUUUUUUGACUUUUUGAAAUAGCACCAACAUGAUCUUAUUUUUAACAUAGCAGAUGCUUUUUUUAAUAUUACAGGACAAUAUUAAACUUGUGUCCCACCCAAAGGCAUAAUGGUGAGAGAAAGAGCAAGAUCUCAGGAACUCUAAGUUCAUUCUUUCCCUAGCUGAAAUUCAAAACUGCAUCAUCCAGCAGCUUUGAGCCUUAAACAUUAUUCUACUACUAGGGUGUUUUAUUCUCAAAAUCUGAACUUAAGCUUUGCUUUUGAUUUCCAGCAUGAUUCUUUAUGCUAUAAUACGACUAAACAUAUUAGUGAAAUAUUGAAAAAUAUCUCUCUUGAUUCUGCAUGGAUUUCCUUUGGACGUUAUUACACUGUGACUGGUAUUGGCAGUGUUUCUUUGUGUAAACUGAAACCUGGCAGUCCUGAGAGAUGAAUGUAGCCAUAUGGCCUCCACACUAGUCCAGCUCGGGCAAAAUGGUACUACUAAAACUAGGGACCUUGUUUUAAUUGUCAUUUGGACUAGCCUAAUUUUUUUUAUAUACUUAUUUUAAAAAAUAAGUAUAUUUUUUGCUGUUUGAGCAAAAUAAUCUAUAUUGCAUAAAACUUCAAAAGGAGUUUUUAUGUCUAAUGUGAUCUGUCGAUGAUCUGAGAUCACCAUUGAGCAUCUUGACCUUACAUUACAAUAAACAGAAAUAAAUGCAGACCAGAUGAACUUUGUAGUCUUUGUCAAUGAGAACGGUCAGAGUUCACAGACAUCCUCACUGGAGCAGCUGGUGUGCGUGUGUGAAUCUCAGCUUUUUCUUUUGGACACUAAUGAAUGUCCCCUUCCAGGUUUUGAAAAUGUUGCUUUUUUCUAUGCUUAAUUCCUCUGGUCUGUUUGACAAAUAACAAAUCAGCAUUGUUAUGGUACAGGGUUUUUCUUAGACCUUUGGUGUCUCUCAAAGAAAAUGAGCACCCCUGAGGUAGGUUAACAAAGGCCAGGUCGUACUGCUUUUUAAACAGAUGUUUAAGUGCUAUAGUUGACAUUCCUAAUGAGGUCACUUUUUCCCAAGGGUUAAGGGUUAUGUCUGUAUCUCAUCAUGUUACAUGCGUAGAAGGUGAGGUGUGGAAGAGGUAAACGGGUCUUGAAUCCUUCACUUGCCUCAGUUUCUAAAUGAUCUAAAAUUAUUUAGCUUAUACAUUCCUUUUUGAGGACAAUGUAAACAUUGUGUCAGUGAUUCAUAUUACCCAGUGCUGAAGCCGGUCUUGAGAGCAUCUAAAUAGUUUUUUGCAAUGGCAUAUUUCAGAUUCAACCAGAUGGUUUGUCAUUUGUUUAUUACUGUGAUUAUUUUUUGAAUGUCAUUGGAUUAGUGUUUGAAUAACUUGAAAUUAAUAUACAGUUGUGCUCAAAAGUUUGCAUAUCCAUGGAGAAUUGGUAAUAUAUGUACCAUUUUUAAAGAAAACAUGAGUGAGCAGGCAAAACACAUUUAUUUCUUAUGGGAUUCAUAUUCAGCUGUAGGUUAUAACAGAAUGGCACAAUCAUAAAACAAAAUAUGGCAACAAAGAAAAAAAUGAAAUGACCCCUGUUCAAAAGUCUGCAUACCCUUAGUUCUUAAUACUGUGUAUUGUCCCCUUUAGCAUCAAUGACAGCAUGCAGUCUUUUGUAAUAGUUGUCUAUGGCCAACUAUGUUAUGGUAUGACUAUGGUAACAAGGCCAAACAUUCAAGGGUAUGUAAACUUUUGAUCAGGGCCAUUUGGGUGAUUUCUGUUAUCAUUAUGUUUUAAAAAGGAGCCAAACAACUAUGUGAUAAUAAAUGGCUUCAUAUGAUCACUGUCCUUAAAUAAAAGACUAAAGAAUAGAAUAAAAGACAUU